This is a messenger RNA of Periconia digitata, 855 nucleotides long. The record is from the annotation of a GenBank genome assembly. NCBI's taxonomy places the organism in Eukaryota, Fungi, Ascomycota, Dothideomycetes, Pleosporales, Periconiaceae.
UAUUCAAAGUUUUUUACUCCUUCACAUCACAUCCUGGAGCAAAUCUUUCACCUAAUUGCAAUGACUUCCAAGGAAACCACUAAGAGGCCAUUGGAGGACGCCGUCGAUGAUACCCCCGUUAAGCGUGGUAGAGGCCGACCGCGCAAAUACCCUCCCAAGGAAAAAGUACCAGGCCGUGGCCGAGGACGUCCACGAAAAGAUCCAAAUGCGUCGCCAAAACCGAAGGUAGAAAAAGUCCCUGGGCGUGGUCGAGGUCGCCCGCGCAAAGACGAGAACUCGGCGACUCCCACCAAAAGUUCAGCGAAAAGCCCAGGUGUUGGACGUGGGCGACCCAAGAAAGAAGUCACUGACAGCUUGUCUCUCUCGAAGCUUUCGCAGCUCGUUGGCACUUAUGAGAUAAAAUGUCAAAAGGUGGAGGAAGAAUGGCCCACAUCAGCUGGAGAGAUGUCGAUUUCCAUUAGCGCCCUCCCGCAUACCAAGGCAUGUCUUAUCGCUUCUUUCAGUCUAGGCAUUGUGGACGGUACAAUGCUUCUUUCGGCACAGGAGAAGACCGUCAUGCGGGUAUCUGACGAGCUGGAUGAUAGCGAAGGUGAUGAGGAGGCGACUGAUGAUUUCCCGGAUCCGACUGUGAAGAACGGCAGAGUUUAUUUUGCAUGGCGCGGACGGGGCGAUGAAGAGCAGGUCUACCGAGGUCAUACUGGUAUAGCAGACUUUAAGGCUCCCGAUUUUACGUCUUUCAAGGCCAGAAGCGACAUCCCCGGUCUGGGAGAUGUAUGCGUUUUCACGGGUAAAAAGGUUCAGGAUGAGCCUGAAGGGUCACCGGAGCCUUGGUCAGCUUUCCCCGACGCAGCGUGA